Molecule: messenger RNA, 1599 nt
Organism: Lactuca saligna
Lineage: Eukaryota; Viridiplantae; Streptophyta; Magnoliopsida; Asterales; Asteraceae
Source: the annotation of a GenBank genome assembly
AUGGAAACACCAUUCUCUUCUCUCUUCGCACUAUGCUCUCUUCUUUCUGCAAUUACGUACUGCUGCUUGAUUUACAAUGCAACGUUAUUCCAUAAACUCCGGUGCUUCCUCCUCCCACUCCUGUCCGGUGAUGAUGCACCGCCAACUUACGCUGUCAUUGGCUGCCUGAUUUCCUUCUACAAGAACCGCCACCGUCUACUGUCGUGGUACACGGAUCUACUCUCUGCAUCACCAACCCAGACGGUGGUGAUACGCCGCCUUGGUGCUCGGAAAACCAUCAUUACGGCCAACCCAGAAAAUGUUGAAUACAUGCUUAAAACAAAUUUCAUUAACUUCCCAAAAGGAAAGCCUUUCACUGAUAUUCUUAAUGAUUUUCUUGGGUGUGGGAUUUUCAAUGUCGAUGGAGAGCUCUGGCACGCUCAGCGUAAGUUAGCAAGCCACCAAUUCUCCUCCAAAUCGUUGAAAGAGCACGUGGAAACGAUCGUGAAGGAAUCUGUAAAAAUGAAGCUUUUUCCGUUACUAGAUUCUCUGGCCGGCGGUAAGGCGGUGGACUUACAGGAGGUGUUGAGACGGCUGGGGUUUGAUAUUGUUUGUAGACUCUCAUCAGGGUUUGAUCCAUGUUGUUUGGGAGAUGAACAUUGUCUCUCCGACGAAGUGGAAAUCUUGAAAGCGUUUGACAAGGCGGGGGAGAUAAGUGCAAAACGGGAGGCGACACCCAUCUCCACCGCUUGGAAGUUAAAGAAAGUGUUGGGAGUUGGGUCGGAGAAAGUCUUAAAAGAUUCCGUGAAAAAGAUUCAUGAUUUCAUAAGCAAAAUAGUUGAUGAGCGAAAGAAAAACAUAACUAAAUCUGAAAGUAAAGAUUUAUUAAGUAGAAUGAUAAUGGAUGGUGUAAGUGAAGACGUUAUAAGGGAUAUGUUAAUCAGUUUCAUCAUGGCAGGAAGAGACACGACGUCGGCGGCGAUGACAUGGCUUUUUUAUGCACUAUCCCGGCAUUCCCAGGUAGAAGAAAAGCUUGUAAAGGAAAUAGGGUUUCAAUUCAAAGAAGAUGAAUAUGAAAACCUUAAAGAAAUGAAGUAUUUACAGACUUGUCUUUGUGAAACCAUGAGGCUAUACCCGCCGGUUGCUUGGGACUCGAAGCACGCCGUCUAUGACGACAUGUUGCCGGACGGGACUCCGGUGAAAGCCGGCGAUAGGGUCACGUAUUUUUCAUACGGAAUGGGAAGGAUGGAGAAGAUAUGGGGGAUGGACCGGUUGGAGUUUAGACCGGACCGGUGGUUUGAUUGUAAGCCGGAUGAGAAUGGAGGGACAUUGUAUUUGAAGGAGGUAUCGCCGUUCAAGUUCCCGGUUUUCCAUGCCGGUCCAAGGGUUUGUAUUGGGAAAGGGUUGGCUAAUGUUCAGAUGAGUUAUGUGGUAGCUUCGAUCGUGAAACGGUUCGAGAUCAGACCGGUGGUUUCAAGGGAGGAGGCGGUGUAUUUGCCGUUAUUGACGGCGCAUAUGGACGGCGGGUUGAAGGUGUUCAUACGGAGGAGACAGCAACGGACUGCUGCCACCUGUCAUGAUAACAAGAUAAAGAAGAAUUUAUUUGAAACUACAAGUUAA